Messenger RNA from Fusarium oxysporum Fo47, 1698 nucleotides. Its product is annotated as heterokaryon incompatibility protein-domain-containing protein. The transcript has 2 exons. Bases 1 to 1698 code for a protein of 565 amino acids. Lineage: Eukaryota; Fungi; Ascomycota; Sordariomycetes; Hypocreales; Nectriaceae. The record is from RefSeq and is a predicted model, not a curated record.
AUGUCGGAAGUUCAUAGACCCCAAUCCGGGGUCUACCAGUCAUACUCUCCAUUGCCAGAAGGGAAAUGGACUCGCAUUCUCAUCCUAGACCCAGGAGCUAGAGACGAUCCCAUAGAAUGUUCUCUCCACGUUGCCAAACUUGACACUGAAGUCUACGAUGCGAUAUCAUACGUCUGGGGUAACGGUGCAGAACGCCGCUCUAUUCAGUGUCAAGGUCAUCAAGUCGACGUCACCACCAACCUCUUCGAAGCUCUGCGCCAGAUCAGACACCCCCGUGAGCCAAAACACCUAUGGGCCGACGCCCUAUGUAUCAAUCAGUCAGACCUGGUAGAGAAGAGCUUCCACGUCAACAUGAUGGGCGAUAUAUACGCUCAUGCCCAGCAAGUCGUGGUUUGUCUUGGCGACGACGGCCAGAACGGCGAAGUCGCAAGUGUCGCUUUCAGCGUCAUACAAGAUUACAAUCGCAUUGCCGCCAAGUACCUAUCCGAUGACGUCCUCAACAGCAGAGAGUGGUGGAAACCAGACGAUGGUUACGGUCCUGUCACUGCUACGCGGCUUCAGAACGUUCUACCAUUAUUCAAGCAUCCCUGGUUUGAGCGGGUUUGGGUUCUUCAGGAGGUUGGGCUUGCGAAGAACGUGGUGUUUGCCUACGGCUCGUCAAUGAUGGACUUUGCUGAAGUCAUGGACUUCGUGCAGGCAUGGGCCCAGACCGGCAACUCUUUUCCAGGUGUCUAUUUCAGGUCAGGCCAUAUCUCGAACCUCUUCACAUACAUUUGGUCCUCAUACGUCAAGGAUGUCGAAGAUGCCUGGUUCAGAUCUUCCCGCAUACUCAAAGUCCUGUUCCAGCAGUCACUGAAACGUUCAAAACUUGAGUUUCUAGAUGUGCUCUUCAGGGCGAGACAUAUUCAAAAGGCUACAGACCUCAGGGACUUCGUUUACGCAUUCCUCGGGCACCCUCGUGCAAGGUCGGACGACGGCGAGCUCUUGGUCAAGGCAGACUACUCAAGAAAUCUGUCGCAACUGCGGCUCCAGUUGUUUUCCGGGCUGAGUCCCCAUUCAUUGCGAUUUCUUGGCCUGGUAUCUCACCGUCUCCUUGAGGAACUCGCGAGUGGGCCGUCGUGGUGCCCCCAAUUAGACGUCAGUCGAGCUUGGGCUAUCAAUGGCAGAUAUGAGGCGUGCCCGGGGGAGGACCCGACCUCAGAAGGCUGGCUAUCCCCCCGAGUUGAUGGGUCGAGCCUUAAGCUCUGUCUGUAUCUUAUAGACACUGUCGAUUUCUGCGGAGAGGUCGCCGCAAGGGAGCGAAGUAACAGUAAUCAGGCCACGAUCAGUACUGAGGAGUCUGGCCACCGCAUCGCAGAAUCAAUGCUCGUUCAACGCCCUAGUCUUGCAGAAACAUACUGGUCGGUCUUGGAGGAAUCAGAGAAAUGCCAUGGUCUGACUUAUCAAGACAAAGUGCUUGCUUUUGCGAGUACCCUUUUACACACGAAGGAGGAUGAGGAUGCUUUAUCUAUUGCUCACAGUUUUGCACAAUUCUGCCAAGAUUACUGUCCGUCCAUACAUUCCUAUCUCCGUGAUCACAACUGGCUGGAGCGAUGGGGCACGGGAGGAUCGCCGAAGCAUUAUAUACCGUUCCGACAGCGAGCGGCAAACAGCAUUCAAGGGGAGAGAUUCUUCACCUCGGCCAAAGGCUAUUGGUAA